CAGGAAGAAGUAUGGCCAGGGAUGCUAUGGAGCAGUGGUUUUUGUAGGGGUUGAUGAGUUGAUAGAUAUGAACCAUGCUUGGAUAGCAAGGAAAGGAAGACCUAGGAAAGGCUAUAGAUAAGCACAUAUUCCUUGGAUUCCACCUACAAAUCUUCAGGAGGUUGUGUAUUGUACACAAGAGGUUGUGUACUUCCUUUCGGGAACUCAACCAUGGGGUGGCACUGCUUAUCUGUACCAUAUUAGGCAUCUAGGGGAAGCAGAUAAAACUCUCCGCAACCCCUUGCUGGGAGCAAGAGUAGGUUUCGAGCAGCAUCAUAAAUUGUUAGUGUGGGGAGUACCAAUAUUUAUCGUUCAAAUCAAUACAACUAGGGAGCAAGUUAUCCAAUUUUUAGAGGGACAAGGAAUGAUAGGAUGGUAGGGGUUAAGAGGAAUUUGAAAAAGAGACUGGGGAAACCGCUGGACUGAAGAGAGGUAGAGAUUUCAGGGGAGGGGGGCACAAAGGAAGGGGUAGGAUGUCAAGCAUGGCUCUUGUGGACAAGCAUGCAGGAUGGUUUGGGAAGUAGGAGCUGAAGGGGGAGAAAUGGCAGAUCACCAGGUGAGAAAGAGAACAGAAGGAUCCAGAGAUUCAUCCCUCUGCAUCCCUUACCCCCUCUGCUUUCUCACAGAGACAGUGGGGACGAUGGGGCUGGUGGCUUGCAGAGGGGACUGAGCCUCUGCCUGUGAAGAGGCUUCAACUGUAUGCCCCCCUCCUCCCCCAUCAUGGAGCCCUUGAAGGAGCGGGCUGGGUGGUGCGCAGGGUACCUGGGGGAGGAGGCUGUGGCUGAAAUGAGACCUUUGCUACAAGAGAACGCUGGCCAGGAUGGUAUUGAAAUGAAGGUUGAGCCCACAGGCUGGGGAUCAGACGAUCCAGAGUUAGAGGAGGAUGACACUGGUCCAGAUCCUGUGCGGGUCUUGAUGUUGCCACUUCAGGCCCAGCAUGCCAUGGAGAAGAUGGAAGAAUUUGUUUUGAAGGUUUGGGAGGGCCGUUGGCGUGUUAUGCCCUAUGAUGUGCUGCCUGACUGGCUGAAAGACAACGAUUUUCUCCUGCAUGGACAUCGGCCACCCAUGCCUUCUUUCCGCGCCUGUUUCCGCAGCAUCUUCCGGCUCCACACCGAGACUGGCAACAUCUGGACUCAUCUGCUUGGAUUCCUCUUCUUUCUGGUUUUGGGCAUUGGAUACAUGUUCAGUCCCAACAUGAAAUAUGUGGCCCCCAUCCAGGAGCGUGUGGUCUUUGGCAUGUUUUUCCUCGGAGCCAUUCUCUGUCUCUGUUUCUCCUGGCUAUUUCACACAGUCUAUUGCCACUCUGAGAAAGUUUCUCGCACCUUCUCCAAAUUGGAUUACUCUGGAAUUGCCCUGCUCACCAUGGGCAGUUUUGUUCCCUGGUUGUAUUACUCGUUCUACUGCUCACCCCAACCCCAGCUCAUCUACCUCAUCAUCAUCUGUGUGCUGGGUAUAACUGCCAUCAUGGUGUCGCAGUGGGAUCACUUUGCCACGCCACAGUAUCGGGCAGUGCGGGCAGUUCCAUUCUCACCAGAUCUUCCACGUCUUGGUGGUCGCAGCUGCCUGUGUCCAUCUUCACGGGGUCUCCCAGCUGCAGGCAUUCCGCUCAUCGCUGGGUGGCAGCUGCACGGAGAACACUGUGCUCUGAUACCUUUUGAGGCCCAAGGGACACCUCUGCUGAAUGAAGGCAGCCCUCCUGUCACCCUGCGCACUUCUGGAUAUGGACCACGAGGGGCAGGGCCUCUCUUAAAGGGCACUGCACCAAGUCUCCGUUUGAAAAACAAUCUUUGUGUCCCAGGUCUUCUUUGCGGUUGGGGGAUGGCUCUCCUUUCCUCCAUUAGGGCAACCCACACGUGAGCCUAUGUAUGAUAUGUGUGAGCAUGUGGAUUACACGUGUGUGUGAUUUGCCAGCAACGGGUGUAAGGCUAAAGAGAUGGGUAGGCAUUUAAUCCCUUCAGACAGCUUAAAACGCAGGUCCAUGUGGGGAUUCAUAUAGAGCACGAUGGAUGCGUACAGUUAUCUCCCAGAAGCUAAGGAGAUGUCUUUUAAAAAAAACAACAAUGAAGUAUUCUCAGGUCUGUCCAAGCCGUGCAUAUUUGUUCAGUUCUAUUUGUGAACUGGUGCUCUUUUAAGAGGCGGCUUAUUUUCAGACGGGUGCCAAGAAAGCAUGUCGUCUACUGAAAUACGCAACAAACUAUUUUUGUCCCAUCAAAAGUAAAAAGUGAGGGAGGAAACCACAUGAUAGGGUGAUUGAAUUGGCUUUGUUGCUGGAUUGCUUGCUUCUCCAUGGAAAUGUAGGUUAUCAGUCUAAGAGCUAAGCCUACUAUCCAGACCGACAUCGGCAUGGAUGACUGGGACACACCUAUUCCCCCGUCCCGCGCCCGGGGUAAAGAUGGAUGCAGUUAUAUGCCAGUAAGCCCCCCACUCCACCCUCCAAGAUUUGUGGAUGUCUAAAUGUGUCAGCCUUCCCGGGUUUUUAGGGUACAGAAACUUUUCCAAUCACAACUGCAUAGGGAAAGAUCAGGGCUUUGGCUGGAGAAGCCUCCAUUUUUUUUUUACCAUCAAUUUACUAGUUUGGAAAUUACAGUAGCUGUUGCUUAGUUCUCUGUUCUUUAAUCCCUGACAAAUAGCUUCAAGGGUAGGACAUUUCUUAAUAAUAGAUUGUGUUUAUGUCUGUGUAUGUAGUGAGGGAUCAGGUUUCUUCUUCUCCCCAAGAAUCUCGAUUACAGCAAAUGAAAAUCAUCUGAACUGAACUCUCAUUGAUCCUCCAUCUUUUGAAGGACUGUCAGUCUAUUUGGUGUUUUGCUACAGAACCCUCACCCUUUUUCUGUUGAAGAUGUGGUGUGAAGGGAAAAGCCAGUCCAGUGUAACACAAGAGUCUUCUUUCUUUACGCAUCCCUCCCUGCUACUAGAAGAGCAAGGGGCUCCAACUUUCAUCCUGGAUGGCACAGUGAUACAACUUCUUUGGAUGCUGUCGGUAAAACAGGUAUACCAGUCUUGUAAGAAAGAGCCUAGAAUCUGGAUCUGAACACUGAAAGUUCCCUGCAAUCAAACCCAUAACCACUGGACUCCAACAUCAGCCACACCAAUUCCCAAAACGCUCUUCCCUAACCUGAUUGCCUCUGGAUUCUCAGUCUGCAUAACCAAUGUAUCUGGAGAUGAUACAGCUGCUUAAAGUCUGAGUAAAUGCCCAUCCUCUCUCUCCUGCAGCAAAUUCAGUCUCCUUUUGAAGUGAUUUAAUAACUGUAAAGCACAAAGAGUUAAGAUGCCCAGGCAGGAUGGGGAGGCCAGUUUCUUAUUAAUUUAUUGAUAACAUCUAUUGAUCAAUCUAAGUGGUGCUUAGUACAGUGGAGAUGGUUCUAGUUCUUUCAGGAUACAGUGGAAUUUAUAGGGAAAAGAAAUGGAGGAACAAAAAGAGGUCAGUUAUAAAGACAAUCAUCUGGAUUCUUUUCUGAAUGAUCUGGUUUGACUGCUAUGAAAAUGUGAGCGGGGAAAAAGACCGUUAUCUAAGAUAUGCCAUCUACUUUGUUCUGAGUUACAAAGCUGCACUAUUCAAUCCAGAAACUGGCCAGCUUUGAAGAAGAGGGGCAACUAGGCAUAGAUACUUUUGCCUCUAACCCUAACCCUAACUCUAGGCCAGGCCCUUUUGGGAUUGGUGGUGGAAGCACUUUUUAUCAUGGUACCAUAUCGAGAAGGUGUCACUUCUCUAGAAACGAUGGGACAUGUUGGAAAGUAAGCGUGGAGACCAUACUUCCAAAGGGAGAACUAAACAUAACAAAAGGGUGCAUGGCUUUUGACCUACCAACCCAAACCCAGCAUAUUGGCAGGGUGUGGCAGCUUCCAAAAAGUUUGAUCACAAUACCAAUCCAUACCUUUGUACAAUCCCAAGCAGGCAAGCAGAAUGAUUUAGUACCUCCAGUGGAUUGCUAAACAACGCUAGUCAGCUGGGUUUAUAUUGGAGACUGGGACAACAAGUAGAACAAGCUAGAUUUAACAGGAUCUACUAUUGAUAUGUUCCCCUGAGAUGAAACAACCAAGAGGGAAUGUCUUUUAAAAUACUUUUUCCCACAACCCUUUUUUUUUUUAGAAAUGAUGCUUGAUUUUCUGGAUCGCUUGCUAGAGUACAAAUUUCACAGAAAAAAAACGAUUUCCCUCAAAUUCCUAGGUUCUAUUCCCAACCUGGAAAGAUGAAGCAACAGCUCCAACUUCCCAGUCCUAUUACAAUCCCAAAGGGGUUCUGUUACUUGGUGGGUCAUAACAGAGGCCAAUCAAGUAUAAAUUAAAAUUAAGCACACUGAGAAAAAUUAAUUUACUACAAACCUCUAUACAGGGUUUAUGACUCAGCCUCGCAUUCCCAACUGUUCGAUUCAAAGCAGGGCACUUGCACAGCCAUUGAAUUCAAAUUGCUCUGUACAUAGUAAACCGUGAGUCCCUUUGUGAUAUGCUCUAAACCCAUUGCUUCCUCACCCCAUACUGUAAAGUGUCUCCACUCUGCACUGUUCCAUGGUUCUCUUUUCUCCUGAUCUUUGUGGGAAGCGCUAAAGAGCGUCUUUGUUUUUAAGAGUUUGGUUAUUUUUCUACUGGCCAUUGUGAUAAAAAAAUUCUUAGAGAUCAGACACUUUAGGGAAAAGAAUAGAAAGAAAAAUGUAAAAAUAUUCAAAGUGUAAUAUUAAUAAUUAUAAAAAUAAAGAAGAAUGUUUCCCUAACUCAAUAUGACUGAAGUUUGAUUCUUUCAAACUGGAAUUAAAAUUGAUGGCUGAAUGGAGCCUCCCACCCUUUAUUAGAGCCGCACAUUUCUGUUGCUGGAUUCUGAAUUAAAUAAUGAAAAACUAUUUUCACACAUUGGCUGUUUUCAUACAACAUACUUCAGGUUUAGUAAGAUAUCAUGUAGCUGCAUCUAUACAACAUACAAGCUUAUUUUUAAUCUUGGAGAAGGGCUUUUUUCAAAAUUUUCCUUAACCUAAUUAGUUGUUUUCUGGUUUGAGGUACUGUAAAAAAACAAUAUGACUUAAUUCAGUAUAUAAUGGUACCUUGGCACUCAUCAUUAAUUGAUUCCGGGAGGUGCAAUGAGUACCAAAAACUAUGAGUAAGAAACAAAUUUUUCCCACAAGGAAUAUUGUAGUGAGCCACAAGACAGUCUACACGAACAAGUUCUAGCUUGUGUAUCAAGUAUCAAAUGAUGAAUACAAAUUUUCAUGUCAAAAUAUGUUGAGUAUCAAAUUUG
Molecule: messenger RNA, 5263 nt
Organism: Ahaetulla prasina
Lineage: Eukaryota; Metazoa; Chordata; Lepidosauria; Squamata; Colubridae
Product: adiponectin receptor protein 1-like
Exons: 6
Coding region: 739-1896 (385 amino acids)
Biological process (GO): adiponectin-activated signaling pathway
Cellular component (GO): plasma membrane
Molecular function (GO): signaling receptor activity
Source: RefSeq, a predicted model, not a curated record